AGUGUCGCGGGCAUGGCCGGGCGUUGUCGCACGCCUCAAGGGGCGCUCCUGGCGCUGCGCGCCGCCAAGUCCUUCGUCGUCCCGCGCUGUUCGCGGUCCGCCACGGCCGCAGCUCCGGCGCCCGCACCCGCGGACCCCGAUGUCCCCGCGGGCGCGGUCCCUGCGCACGGGACGCACCUCCGCCAGCGCCCGGCGCCGCCGCCCCAGCCGCGGGCGGUGAACUUCUCGGAUGCGCGGGAGGCGUUCCGGAGCAAGACCAGCGGCGAGCUCCUGCGGGGGCUGCUGGUGCUGCGCCUCUGCUCCCUGGAGCCGCUGGUGCAGCGCGCCGAGCAGCUGAUGCACCUCAGCCAGAAGCUGCUGGGUCAGUGGCUCUUUGAGAAGCUGAUGAAGCUGACCUUCUACGGGCAGUUUGUGGCUGGCGAAGACCAGGAAGCCAUCAAGCCGCUCAUUCGGCACAACCGAGCCUACGGCGUGGGCUCUGUGCUGGACUACAGCGUGGAGGAGGACCUGACCAGCGAGGAGGCCAAGAGGAAGGAACUAGACUCCUGCGUCUCUGCGUUUGAAAAGGAGACAGGCAAGCAGAGAGAGAAGCGGUACAGUGUCCAUCACAAAUUUGGAGACCGCCGGGAUGGUGUCACCGGCGCCCGAACCUACUUCUACGCUGACGAAGCCAAAUGCGACCGGCACAUGGAGACGUUCCUGAAAUGUAUCGAGGCCUCAGGAGGCAGUUCAGAAGACGGUUUCUCUGCCAUCAAACUCACAGCGCUGGGGAGGCCGCAGUUCCUGCUGCAGUUCUCAGAAAUGCUGGUGAAAUGGAGAAGCUUCUUCCACCAACUGGCUGCUGAACAGGGCAAGGUGGGCUUGGCCGCUCUGGAAACCAAGCUGGAGGUAGAGAAGCUACAGGAGGCCCUGGCCACCCUGGGGAUUGCCACCAGAGCCGAAAGCCAGCAGUGGUUCGCAGGCGAGAAGUUGGGCCUGACGGGAACGGUGGACUUGCUGGACUGGAACAGUUUGAUUGAUGCCCGGAUGGCGAUCUCCAAACUCCUCCUCGUGCCGAACCUGAAGACGGGCCAGCUGGAGCCACUCCUCUCUCGCUUCACCCAGGAAGAGGAGAUGCAGAUGAAGCGCAUGCUGCAGCGCAUGGACGUCUUGGCCAAGAAAGCUGUAGCGACAGGCGUGAGGCUGAUGGUAGAUGCAGAACAGACCUACUUCCAGCCAGCCAUCAGCCGCCUUACCCUGGAGAUGCAGCGCCGAUUCAACCAGGAGAAGCCGGCCAUCUUCAAUACGUACCAGUGCUACCUGAAGGAUGCCUACGAUAAUGUCACCGUUGACGUGGAGCUCUCGCGCCGGGAAGGGUGGCAUUUUGGGGCCAAGCUAGUGAGAGGUGCGUACAUGGAGCAGGAGCGAAGUCGGGCAGCCGAAGUGGGCUACGAGGAUCCCAUCAACCCAACCUAUGAAAAGACCAGUGAGAUGUACCACAGAUGCCUGGACUACAUCCUGGAGGAGAUCCGGCACAGCCAGAAGGCCAAUGUGAUGGUUGCUUCUCACAAUGAAGACACGGUCAAGUUCACCCUUGGCAGGAUGGCAGAUCUUGGCAUCCAUCCCUCAGAGAACAAGAUCUACUUUGGGCAGCUCCUGGGCAUGUGUGACCAAAUCACCUUCCCUCUUGGUCAAGCCGGGUUCCCCGUGUACAAGUACGUUCCCUAUGGCCCUGUGAAGGAAGUCCUGCCCUACCUGUCCAGGAGAGCCCAGGAGAAUCGGGGCCUCCUGGCCCGAGCUGGGGAAGAGCAGCAGCUACUCUGGGCCGAACUGAAGAGGCGCCUGUUUUCGGGUGCCCUCCUCACUGCACCGAGCCCCCCCUAGUUCUCCCCUGCUGCCUCAGCGCCAGGACUGCUUGGACAGAGACCCCAGUUGGAAAAAGUAGUGGACAUUUCCUUGCAGGCAAGCCAGGUGGCUCUACCCCUUGUGCCAGGGUGGCACAGCUUCUCGAGGCUGGGCACUUUGCGACGGGUGCCGUGAGUGCAGCAGCUGCUCCAGCACCAUGUUCCUUCACAGCACCUGCCUGUUGGCAUUCCCCUGACUGGACACCUUGGGACUCUUUGGGCUACCAUGUGACGUUCAGAAUUGCCUUCUCCAGAUGCCACUUGCCACCUGUUUUCUCUUCCAUUUGUCCUCGUCCGGGAUGAAGAUGGCAGCAUCAAUAAAACUCUUUGCAGACACUGCCUGAGUGACAGCCAGGUGGCAGAAGGACCUUUUCCCAGGGCAUCCUGAGCCUCUGGGUGCUUCUCUGGGUGAGAUCGCCCUCCUUCUCCAGGGUUUGCGGCUCUCACAAAACAACAGUCUGUUCAGCCACAGCUUGUUGGACAUGCUAUAAUCAAGCAGUGGGUUUGCAAGGACUGUGAAAGGAACAAGGUGAUUACCAGAAGACAGCAUGGAUUUGUUACAAACAAGCUGUAAGACAAAUCUUACUGUUUCCUUUGACAACGUGACUAGAUUACUGGAUGAAGAGAAUGCUGUGGAUGUGAUGUACCUAGACUUCAGUAAGGCUUUUGAAAAAGUGGACCACAGCCUCCGUGGUAACCUGCAAGAACGUGGGAUGGAUGGAUUUGCAGUUGCCUGAGCAACUGUAGCCAGCACGUGGUCCUUGAUGGGUCUGUGUCCACAAGGAGGGAGGGAUGCAGUGGGGCACCUCGGGGUUCCUUUCUGGGCUCAGGACUCUUCAACAUCUUCAUAAAUGACCUAGAUGAGGGGAUAGAGGGGAUGCUCAUGUUUGUGGAUGACACAAAGCUGGGGAGGGGAGAUUGCUGACACCCCAGAAGACAGGCUCGAGUCAAAAGAUCUUGGUAGACUUGAACCCUGGGCCCUAUCAACAAAAUGUUGUUUAGUGGUGAGAAAUGUCAGGUUCUGCACUUAGGCAGGAAAAACCAGAUGCACAGGUACAAGAUAGGUGCUAUCUGGCUUAGCAGUCGUACUUGCAAGAAGGAUCUGGUGUCCUUGUAGAGCACAGAUUUCGCACGAUCCAGCAGGGUGCCGCAGCUGCUAACAGGCAAUGCAAUAGAGGUAGAGCGACGAGAUCACAGGAAGUGAUAGUGCCACUCCGUGCUGCACUGGUCAGGCCACACUUGGACUACCAUGUCCAGUUCUGGUCACCACAAUACAAAGAGGAUGCUGAGGAACUGGAAAGAGUGCAGAGAACGGCAGCAAAGAUGGGGAGGGGCCUGGAGGCUAAAUCUUGGGGAAAAUGGCUAAAAGAAGAGGGUAUUGUUUAGCCUAAAAAAAGAGAAGGCUAAUGGGGGACAUGAUAGCAGUUGUCCAAUACUUGGAGGGAUGUCACAGGGAAGAGAGGGUGGAUUUAUUCUCUGGUGCUCAAGGGUAGGACAAGAAGCAAGGAAUGGAAGCUUUACAGAGAAGUAUCCAAACUCGAAUUUCCUGACUGGGAAUUAUUAAACAGUGGCAGAGUGUGCCUCCUUGGAGUCAAGCGGGCUGGGUCGCUGGAAGUUUUCAAAGAAAGGCCAUUUGUCUGGGGUGGUCAGAGGGUUCCUGUCCUGAGCAGGGGCUGGACUAGAAGACCUCCAAGGUCUCUUCCAACCAUAGGGGUCUAUGCGACUGAAUCCCCUUCUCGCC
Candoia aspera is the source of this 3624-nucleotide messenger RNA. RefSeq names its product proline dehydrogenase 1 (gene PRODH). Gene Ontology annotation, cellular component: mitochondrion. The transcript is spliced from 14 exons. The record is from RefSeq and is a predicted model, not a curated record. Lineage: Eukaryota; Metazoa; Chordata; Lepidosauria; Squamata; Candoiidae. Gene Ontology annotation, molecular function: proline dehydrogenase activity; FAD binding. The coding region runs from base 13 to 1863 and encodes 616 amino acids.